Molecule: messenger RNA, 891 nt
Organism: Trichoplusia ni (cabbage looper)
Lineage: Eukaryota; Metazoa; Arthropoda; Insecta; Lepidoptera; Noctuidae
Product: 23 kDa integral membrane protein-like
Exons: 2
Coding region: 21-308 (95 amino acids)
Cellular component (GO): membrane
Source: RefSeq, a predicted model, not a curated record
UCAGAAGACAAGAUUUAAAAAUGGCUAUCGGUGCAGGAAUGUCUUGUGUGAAAUAUCUGCUGUUUUGCUUCAAUCUAUUGUUCGCGAUCACUGGGUUGAUAAUCCUGAUUGUGGGUAUCAAAGCUGAGAUCAACUCUUCACCAUACAUUGACCUGACUGAUGAGAACUUCUACACUUCAGGACCUAUUGUCCUGAUCAUUGUUGGAGUCAUUGUGUUCAUAGUUGCCUUCUUCGGUUGCUGCGGAGCUGUUAGAGAGAACCACUGCAUGAUUGUCACUGUGAGUCUGCUUUUUUAUUUAUUCAACUAGUUUAAUAAUUUAUUUAGCUGAUGACCCAUCAGCGGCCUAGCCUUUCCCCAACUAUGUUGGGGUCAGUUUCUUUUUUCAGUUAAGUUGUACUAAGAAAACUGUGCAAUUCAAUUUAACAUACAUUUGAACCUGUAGUAGAAAUAUACAAUAAUGAGACAAUGUUUAGUACAGUUAUUCUGGAUGAAAAGUUUAAUGGGUUAGGUACUUCUACUGGGUACAACUUUCAGUAAUGAAAACAAUGACUGAGAACAGAAUAGAGGGUUGAGGGUUUUCAAAAACAGCAUUAGUCAGAUAACUACAAUAAAUUUAAUUAAUCAAUUGCUGAAAACUCAUGUUCAGUACACAAUUGUUUUAAAAGCUAUUUCUUAAAAUAUUGAUAAAUAAUCAUGAAGUUAGUCUUUGAAUGCCCUUAACAAACUCACGAAAAUUGACAUGAUUUAUUUAUGCAUAUGUUAGCAAAAUUUAUUUAUUCUACUACACACGCAUGCUUUAUAUUUAUACAGAUAUGUAAAUAUUACUAUCAUAACGAAUCUACAUACCUACCUAUCAAUGUAGGUAAUCGGCACAUCGUCACAAAUGAAUC